GGCAGCCGGGCGAUGGCGAGGAGCCGGGCGGCUUACGAGUACACGGAGGCGGAGGACAAGAGCAUGCGGCUGGGUUUCCUCCUCAUCGCCGCCGGCUUGCUUUCCCUCUUGGGUUUGGGUUGUUGCUGGCUUCGACCGGCGCUGCAGGAGCGGGGCGGCGGCGGCUCCGCCAACUGCACGGUGCUGGCGGUGCGGCAGCUGGGGGAGCGCUUCGCCUGCACCUUCUCCUGCGGGGCCGCCUGCCGCGGCACCGCCCGCUACCCCUGCCUCCAGGUCCUGGUCCGCACCUCCCGCUCCUCCGCACCCGCCCUGCUCCACGAGGACGAGCGGCAGCUCCGCACCAACCCCAAGUGUUCAUACAUCCCUCCCUGUGCAAGAGAUGAUCAGGAGAACUCUGAGAACGUCACGUACAAGCAGAAAUACUGGAAAGAGAAAGUGGGUUCUCAACCAUUUACAUGCUAUUUUAACCAGCACUUGAGGCCAGAUGAUGUGAUGCUGAAGCGCACCCAUGAUGAGACUGUCCUCUUGCACUGCUUCCUCUGGCCUGUGGUGACAUUCCUGGUUGGAGUCCUCAUCGUGGUCCUGACCAUCUGUGCCAAGAGCUUGGCUGUCAAGGCAGAGGCAAUACAAAAGAAGAAGCAUUUGUGAGUGGCAAGGCUGCUGACGGAAAAGAAAAAUCUGCAAGAAGGUCUCAAGUGGGAAAACUUGACACACCUGCAGGUCUACAGGGCACCCUUCAUCUCCUACCAGGGUCUGAUCUGAUGAUGGAGUUGCUCUUGCCUCAGGAUUGUUCUUAGAAGACUGCCCCAUGAAAUGCCAGCUAACUGCUUCUUCUGCUAUGACAGUAAAUAAGUAUAUUCUACCAAAAAAAAAAUAAUCUACACUGCACCAAAUAUGCUGUGUGCUGUUAGUGCUGAACUGCAGCUACCUAAGUCCUAGUGGAAUUGAGACAGUUUAUAAAACUCCCUGAUGAUACUCAUUUCAUCUCUACAAAGCAAUCUUUGCUAAUGUUUAAUACUAAGUAUUUAAAAUAUUUACUUUAGAUAGACCUUAUUUUCAAAAUAAUAAAAUUUGAUUGUUUUGGGCUUUUUAACCUUUGGAUUUUUUUUUUAUUUAAAAGGAAAAGCUUUAAGACAAACAUAACACUGUGCUGAUUUGUUGUUUUUUUUUUCCCACUGUGUAGAACUUAAUUUUAAAAUUCAAACUUUAACUUCUGUCUAGACUAAGUCUUUCAUCAUCACCUGUUCAUUUUGAUGAAAUGUAGAAAUCUCUCAAAAGUACUUCUCAAAAAAAUGAAACUAUUAUUGGAAAGAUGAUUAAAUGCUGGAUCUAAUUUUAUUGCCUCAGUGGUAUUCAGUCCCUACAGUUAUUCUUGUCCUCUC
Messenger RNA from Corapipo altera (White-ruffed manakin), 1382 nucleotides. It is a transcript of the gene KCNMB4, whose product is annotated as potassium calcium-activated channel subfamily M regulatory beta subunit 4. Gene Ontology annotation, cellular component: membrane; voltage-gated potassium channel complex. NCBI's taxonomy places the organism in Eukaryota, Metazoa, Chordata, Aves, Passeriformes, Pipridae. Gene Ontology annotation, biological process: potassium ion transport; detection of calcium ion. Gene Ontology annotation, molecular function: calcium-activated potassium channel activity; potassium channel regulator activity. The transcript is spliced from 3 exons. Bases 13 to 648 code for a protein of 211 amino acids. The record is from RefSeq and is a predicted model, not a curated record.